Molecule: messenger RNA, 1815 nt
Organism: Aspergillus sclerotioniger CBS 115572
Lineage: Eukaryota; Fungi; Ascomycota; Eurotiomycetes; Eurotiales; Aspergillaceae
Exons: 3
Coding region: 1-1815 (604 amino acids)
Source: RefSeq, a predicted model, not a curated record
AUGAGGACAACAAGAAACACUGCUAUCUCUGGCGCACUAUCGAUCUCCGGCCAGUCCACUCGGAUCAGACUAUACUACGGGUCUUCAUGGGGUGAGGAAGGCUCUGACGACUUCCCGGAGAACGCCUUGCGAGUUGGAGGCGUCUCUCUAUGGGGAUUGGAUGGCGAUAUUGUGGACAGACUCCCAAAUGACACCAAGGACUAUGAAGCCGGAGUCAGUUCAGGCAGCGGUAUACGAAGAACUUUAGACAGACAUGGCGUGGAUGUCAUAGAUGUUCAAUUUGGCGAUCGACAGUCGUCGUUGGAACUAGAUUCCGAUCAUAAACUCAACCUGCUCGUCCGUGCUCGAUGUGAUGACCCCACUGAUCAGGGGUGGAUCAGUCUCGCAAGAGACCUACACAUGAAUAUGCUUCAGGAGGAGCUUAGAGAGGUCAAUAUCAAAAUCAUCGGUUCUCACUCUGGCCAGGAAGCAUCCGAAUUUCCAUGUACACCUGACGACGACAUCUUUCCUAUCUGGAAAGAAGUUGCUGAAACGAUCAUGAAACAGAUAGACCUUGCGGACGUAUACUCACUCGCUUGUUAUCGCAUGGGCUGGAGUGGUAGUGACGACGAGUGCCCGCCUACUGUUGUCCUGGGUGUUAAUCCUAGAAGCUCCAGAAACUGGAACCCCCCUAGAGACCUGAUUCUAGGAAUACUGGAGACCUUCAAGCUCGACUGUGUGGCGGUACAUAUUCGCGAAGACUCACAUGUAUUUGCAGAUGAAUACCAGCGUACUGUUGCAGUAGUGAGUGCUAGUGACUGCGAAGAUGGUAUUGGUCUUGGAUCGACUGUGGGCCCUCAUGGCUCGAGGUAUCCCCAUGGAACAAUGGGGGGUUGGUUCGAGUUACAGGAUUCUAUCACUGGAUAUUGGGUAUCCUUGGCUCUCACAUGCUCACAUUGCAUCUUCCCUCAUGAAGAGACUCUGUCUGACAGCCAGCUCGAAGAUGUUGAAUCCUGGAAGCGUGGGGGAGUUUAUCUUCAAGAUGAGAGAGCCAGAAAGCCCCUUUAUAUCGACGCCCCAAUUCUAGGGGCUCUCCAAAACGGACUGGCUAAGCUAGAGUACCAAAUCGAGGAUCUCCAAGCCAACAAGACGUACCAGAACGUCAUAAGGGCCAAUGAGAACGACGAGUCUGUCCUCCCACGAAAGCUAAGCCUAUGGAACCGAAACAGAAAGGCCAUCAUGAAACACACCAAAGAGGUAAAGGCCAUGACGGAGUUCAUCCAAACAGGACAAUUCGUCUUUGGCCUCAUUUUUGCGGCGUCAGGAAGAAAGGAGGAGCCAGCUAGUGACUCACCCGCAAAUACAGCCCCCAUGCUUUCUAUUCGCGACUGGGCACUGAUAGAAUCCAUUAGAGGUCCUUUUGCCGGACCCAAUUAUAUUCCCAAAUGGCAAGUCCCCGAAUCCUCAAAGCUUGUUGGGUUUGAUUUCGGUGUCCCUAAGCCUGACGAGAGGCUGCACAAGUUUGGUAGUGCUACCGGUGUCACAGAAGGUGUAUACAAUGGCCUAAAGACAGCUAUUUUCACCACCCGGAUCGUUGACGGAGAAAAAGUCACCGUGCAAACGUGGGAGCAUACCAUUCUUUCGGCUUUGAGUGAUGUCCCCGUGGCUCAGCAAGGGGACCAUGGGUCACUUCUUCUGAACAAGAGGAAGGAAGUUGUUGGAAUGAUCUUCGGUGGGGCAUCUGGAGGGGAGAUAGCCUACUUCACUCAUAUUUCUGAUAUCAUCAGUGAUAUCAAGAAUAUGACUGGCGCCAGCGAGGUUCGUCUUCGAACCUAA